Sander lucioperca (pikeperch) is the source of this 714-nucleotide messenger RNA. RefSeq lists its product as uncharacterized. The transcript has 2 exons. The annotation marks the transcript as partial. NCBI's taxonomy places the organism in Eukaryota, Metazoa, Chordata, Actinopteri, Perciformes, Percidae. The record is from RefSeq and is a predicted model, not a curated record.
CCAUGGUCGCCCCUGCUGACCUUGACCCACUCUGCCCGCCAGCCAUCAGCCCUGCUCUCUGGACAUCAGCCCUCCCACCCACCAGCCAGACCUCAAUCGCCUGCCGAUCCGCCAGCCAGACCUCAGUCCUCUGCUUCCCUGACACCCCUGCUACCUGUGGAACUACUGUACUUUUUCCCACAAGAUGAGAAGGUGGUGCUUGAAGAGGUUGUGUUGGAGGAUGUACCGGAAGAAGAUAAUGACCUCUUCAAUCAGUUCACACCACAGGAAGAAACCCACUCCCAGGAUGAGGGACCUUCCACCUCCACAUCUGUGAGAUCGGUCACAUUCACUGACUUGAUCUCAAUGCCGCAAAGGGAGAGGGUCAUCAGAAAGAGAGUGAAGCCACCAUCAUAUAACCUCACAAGUGAGCAACACAUUGAAUAUAUUAAAACAGAAAAGUCAUCCAGCAAGCAACCAGCCAAGCAAGCCAGCAAGUACCCGGGCAGCAAGCAACCAAAAGGGAAAAAAAGCAGGGCAAGAGAAGCAAAUCACCUUGCAAAGUCUGCAACACCCACUAUGGUGACCCAAGUGACCCUAAGGCUACUGAGGAGGGUAAAAUGUGAUCCAUGUUCUGCCUGGUUUCAUGAGAGCUGUGGUGAAGACAAUGGUGUCUGUGAUGACGAUGGUUUCAUUUGCAAAGACUGUGUUUGAAAAAUGUUUUCAUCACACACA